Molecule: messenger RNA, 1397 nt
Organism: Mobula hypostoma (lesser devil ray)
Lineage: Eukaryota; Metazoa; Chordata; Chondrichthyes; Myliobatiformes; Myliobatidae
Product: endonuclease domain-containing 1 protein-like
Exons: 2
Coding region: 112-1275 (387 amino acids)
Molecular function (GO): hydrolase activity; metal ion binding; nucleic acid binding
Source: RefSeq, a predicted model, not a curated record
UUCUUGACGUCUCAGCGAGCGGAUUGGAAGGGGAGGAUCGGCCGCCGGCUCCAGAGGAAGUGGAGUGCAGCGGAAUGCGGAAUCCCGGAACGCACACUGAACACUCGGGACAUGUUGGCGGCCGUCCUCCUCUUGUCCGUGCUCUGGGUGACCCACGCUCCCGGGACAGCGCGGGCCAAAGUGGUCCAGGAUUUCGGGGAGUGUGACUGGUUCUUCCAGAACAAGAUGCCGCCGCAGGGAUUCAGCAGCCGAAGCCGGGUCAGGAUCUGUCAGAAGUUCAAGAACCACUACCACUACGCUACGCUGUACCGGACCGACCUGCGGAUCCCGGUGUACUCCGCCUACCGCUAUCCUUGCUCUCUCGGCGAGGGCGAAGCGUACAGACCCAGCACAUGGUUUCGGGAACCGCAGAUUGACGACCAAAAUGCCGAAAGUGACAUGAAGAGCAGCACAAAGACCUCCAGCGCCAAGCAGGCGACAGAUGAAGAUUACCGUGACUCUGGCUAUGACCGGGGGCAUCUCAAUCCCUUCGCGCUGAAUGACAAAGACAGCGCCACAGCCACCUGUACCCUGACUAACGCGGUGCCUAAGGAACACAGAGCCAACGUCAAGUGGUACCAGGAGGCGGAAUCAGUGGUCGAAAAGCUGGCGCAGGUAUGUCACAAGUCGCGGCGCACGAUGUACCUGCUGACUGGCGCUUCCAACCUGACCAAGAUCAAGAUCAAAGACAGGGUCUCGGUGCCCAAAACAGUGUGGACAGCUCUCUGCUGCACCUCCUCCCCGGAUCAAAAUAACGACCCCUGCCUCAGUGGCCACGUGCCCUCAGAGGGGCCGGAGGUGCUGGUGUACGACAGGGACUUCUCCUUCGCGUUCAUGAAGACGAUGAUGCCAGAACAAGUCACAAAACACCUGACGUUGAGGGAACUGCAGAAGAAACUGCGGGUGGAUGCACUGUUCCACAGCUGCAGAGGGACAACAGAGAGCGAUGAAGACCAAACCGUCAAGGAGGUUGAGGGACUGAUUAUGAACAAGAUCAUCAACCCCAUCAACAACACGGGCAGUGCCCUGCCCCGACCAUUCGGCUUUGAAGCGGCCACAGGAAUUGUCCAAUUCAUCCGCUCUAGUCUACUGGCUCCCAGUCGAACUGCGAUCCAGGCUGCAUUGUCCGGCUUCCUGGAGGCCACCAAGCCCAUGGCUCCAGUACUGCAUGGCGUUGGCACAGUGGUUGGGAUUCUCCUCAUCAACGCCUUUGGAGUUCUCAUCAAUAACCCCUGAUAUUUCAUAAAAGUUGCUGGUGAAUGCAGCAGGCCAGGCAGCAUCUCUAGGAAGAGGUGCAGUCGACGUUUCAGGCCAAGACCCUUCGUCAGGACUAACUGAAAGAAGAGUGAGUAAGGGAU